AUUAGUCUGACAGUGCCAAGGCCUUCCAAACUCAACUUUAUUGCCCGGCCGCGAAUUACCUUUAUUUCCGAUUUUUCCAUAUUUUGAUUGGGUUUUCUUGACAAUAUGGGUGACCAAAACUCUGACGAUGACAGUGGUUCCUCCGGUUCCAGUCGCAGUGGCAGCCGCAGUGUCACGCCGCAAGGAGGCAGUGCGCCCGGGUCGCCCCGUAGCCGUAAGUCUGGGAGUGGCAGCCGCAGUGUCACGCCGCAAGGAGGCAGUGCACCCGGGUCCCCUCGCAGCCGAAAGUCGGGCAGUGGCAGUCGCAGUGUCACACCGCAAGGAGGCAGUGCACCCGGAUCCCCUCGCAGCCCCAAGUCGGGCAGUGGCAGCGACCGAUCCCGCUCGGGCUCCAGAUCAUCCAGAUCACCUUCCCCUCAAAGUCAGAAGUCGGGAUCGCCUCAGAGUCGUAGAUCAGGCUCCGCUCAUAGUCGUAGAUCAGGCUCCGCUCAUAGUCGCAGAUCAGGAUCCGUUCAUAGUCGCAGAUCCGGCACCCCUCAAAGUCACAAGUCUGGAUCGCCCCAAAGCCGUCGGUCGGGCUCCCGACAAAGUCGUAGAUCAGGAUCUCCUCGCAGCCAAAGAUCCGGAUCCGCUCGCAGUCGCAAAUCCGGCUCGGCACAUAGCGCUAGAUCUCGAUCCCGCUCCCGCAGUGGCACACACAAGGGCAGUGGCAACGAGGAAUCCCGCUCCAAUUCGCCCAACCUGCAGAUUGACGAUGAGCGUGCCAACUCCAAGAGCGGCAGUCGUAGCAGAAGUAGGAGCAGGAGUGGCAGUCGCACUUCCAGGUCGCGCUCCAAGACGGGCACGCCUUCACCCGCCAGAAGCCGCAGCCGCAGUGGAUCUGGUUCCGGCAGCGACAUUGGCGUGCCCAAGAAAAAGGCACGCAAGGCCAGUGGCUCGGAUCAGGAGAAGCACAAGAGCGGAAGCGAUAGCGAAAUGGAGGAAUCGCCCACCAAGGCGAAGAAGUCGCGGCUGAUCGACUCAGACAGCGAGUCCGAUCAGGAGGAGGCAAAGAAAGCCCCUGCCGCAGCUGACAUCUUCGGAGAUGCCGACGAUAUUAGUGACGAUGAGGAGGAGGCUGGACCAUCCCAGGCUAAGUCCCCCACCCGCUCCAAGAGUCGCAGUCGAAGCAGGUCUCGAUCCCGCAGUCGUUCGAUGAGCCGCUCGCGUUCCCGCUCAAGGUCGCGAUCUCGGGAUAGAGUCGAGUCUCAGGUGGAGCAGGCGCCCAAGGAAGAUGAGCCUGAACCGUUGCCCGAGACCCGAAUCGACGUGGAGAUUCCUCGCAUCUCAGCGGAUCUUGGAAAAGAGCAACACUUCAUUAAACUGCCCAACUUCUUGUCGGUGGUCACUCAUCCUUUUGACCCGGAGACCUACGAAGAUGAGAUAGAUGAGGAGGAAACCAUGGACGAGGAGGGAAGGCAGCGCAUCAAGCUCAAGGUGAGCAACACUAUUCGCUGGCGUGAAUUCAUGGACAACAAGGGCGACAUGGUGCGAGAGUCGAAUGCGCGAUUCGUGCGCUGGUCCGACGGGAGCAUGUCCCUUCACUUGGGCAACGAGAUCUUCGACGCUUACAGACAGCCGCUACUGGGAGACCAUAACCAUCUGUUCAUCCGCCAGGGAACUGGUCUGCAGGGCCAGUCGGUGUUCAGGACCAAGCUCACCUUCCGUCCACAUUCCACGGAGUCGUUCACGCACAAGAAGAUGACCAUGUCAUUGGCCGAUCGUUCCAGCAAGACCAGCGGCAUUAAGAUCCUGACACAGGUGGGCAAGGACCCCACUACGGACAGGCGUGGGCAGCUCAAGGAGGAGGAGGCCAAGUUGCGCCAGGCGAUGCGCAACCAACACAAAGCGCAGCCCAAGAAGAAGAAAUCGGGGGCAGGCGAACCGCUAAUCGGAGGCGGCACCUCAUCGUACCAGCACGACGACGGCAGCGAUGAUGAAAAUGCCAUAAGUUUGAGCGCCAUAAAGAACCGAUACAAGAAGGGCUCCGGUGGUGGCCCGGCGGAGGUGAAGGCAUCCACGAUCUACUCCUCGGAUGAGGACGAAGGCUCCGACUUCGAGGCGCGGCGCAGCAAGAAGGUGGACAAGGCCAAGGCCAGCAAGGCACUGCGCGACUCCGACAGCGAAUCCGAUGCUGGCAGCGCCAAGAGCGGCAAGAGUGACAAGAGCGGUGGAGGAGGCAGCGGCAGCGGAAGCGAUAACGAGGGCAGCCAGAAGAGCGGCGGUGGCAGCAGCAAGUCGGGCAGUGGAAGCGGUAGUGGCAGUGGCUCCGGCAGCGGAUCGGGAAGCGACAACGAUGAUUAGGUUGGUCCAGUUCGUUUGUGUUCCUUGAGUCGACCAAUAAAAGAUAUUUACAAUGUUUA
This is a messenger RNA of Drosophila suzukii, 2402 nucleotides long. RefSeq names its product Another transcription unit (gene Atu). Gene Ontology annotation, molecular function: RNA polymerase II C-terminal domain phosphoserine binding. NCBI's taxonomy places the organism in Eukaryota, Metazoa, Arthropoda, Insecta, Diptera, Drosophilidae. Gene Ontology annotation, cellular component: nucleus; Cdc73/Paf1 complex. The record is from RefSeq and is a predicted model, not a curated record. Gene Ontology annotation, biological process: positive regulation of transcription elongation by RNA polymerase II; transcription elongation by RNA polymerase II.